CCCUCUCUCUCUUUCUCUUUCUUUUUCUCUCUCCUCUCUCCUCUCUCUAGCUAUGUGUAUCAUGAUGAGGACCCUGUCAGAGAGUAGAGAGAGCUAUCAGAAGAGGAUAGUGCAGAGAAAACACAGAUUUUUCCAGCCAUAUCAUACCUUAUUAUUUCACCUUUUUCUCUCUGCCACCCGAUUCAUCAAAUCCCCAUGAGACCCCCUUAUAAACCACCCCUCAACUCCAAUCCAAAACCACACCCACCAUAGUGAAAAAUAAAAAUACUAUUAAGUUAACAACCCAAGUUAUUCACUAUUUUGCUUCUGUUCCUUCCCUUCCCCAUGCCAUGACUAACAUUUCCUAUAUAUAAUCAAACCCAUCAUGAAGCAUUAGUAUCCAAUAUUUCCCUUCUGGUUUUUCACCUUUCUAAAUAGCUCUCACCUUUACUGCCCUUCUUCCCUCUCUCCCAUGGACUCCUACCACCACUUGGACCACACUGAAGCUCACCUGCCACCUGGUUUCAGGUUCCACCCUACUGAUGAGGAACUCAUAACGUACUACCUUCUCAAGAAGGUUCUUGAUAGUACCUUCACUGGGAGAGCCAUAGCUGAAGUUGACCUUAACAAGAGUGAACCAUGGGAGCUCCCAGACAAAGCUAAGAUGGGUGAGAAGGAGUGGUACUUCUUCAGCCUACGUGAUAGGAAGUACCCAACUGGGUUGAGAACCAAUAGGGCUACUGAAGCUGGUUACUGGAAAGCCACUGGGAAAGAUAGAGAGAUUUAUAGCUCCAAAACUUGUUCUUUGGUGGGGAUGAAGAAAACCUUGGUUUUCUACCGUGGUAGAGCUCCAAAGGGGGAGAAAAGCAACUGGGUCAUGCAUGAGUAUCGCCUUGAGGGAAAAUUUGCUUACCAUUAUCUUUCUCGAAACUCGAAGGACGAGUGGGUCAUAUCACGUGUGUUUCAGAAGAGUAAUACAAGCAAUGGAGGCUCCACCAUGUCUGCUACUAGUGGCUCCAAGAAAACAAGAAUGAACAGCGCCACCUCUCUCUGCCAUGAACCAAGUUCACCCUCCUCUGUGUACCUUCCACCACUUCUAGAUUCUUCCCCCUACACGACCACCACCACAACAACCUUCAACGACCGUCACAACUGUUCCUACGACAGCACCACCCCAAAGGAGCACGUGUCCUGUUUCUCCACAAUAGCUGCAGCAACUGCUGCCGCUGUCACUGCCAACAACAACUUCACAAGUGCAAGCUUCGAUCUCCCUCCUCAGCCUUUUGCUACGGACCCUUUUGCUCGUUUCCCCAGGAACGUUGGUGUAAAUGCCUUCCCAAGUUUGAGGUCACUGCAAGACAACCUUCAGUUGCCUUUCCUCUUCUCCCCGGCGGCGCAGCCCUUUUCCGGCGCCGGCGCCGGUGAAUUUCUCGGCUGGCCUAUGCCGGAGGACCAAAAGCUGGUUGAAGGUGGCCCUAACAUAGCACUAGGGGCGUCGGAGCUUGAUUGCAUGUGGGGUUACUGAGUUUUCUCAUGUUGACUUUGUUAAGAGUUGACUACUAGUGUUUAUUGUCACGUUUUACUAGGGUUUUAUUAUUAUGCCAUGUUAUGUUGUGUUUUGCUUUUAUCAUGGGGCUUGAACUUUA
This is a messenger RNA of Cajanus cajan (pigeon pea), 1625 nucleotides long. RefSeq names its product protein CUP-SHAPED COTYLEDON 2. Gene Ontology annotation, biological process: regulation of DNA-templated transcription. Gene Ontology annotation, molecular function: DNA binding. The record is from RefSeq and is a predicted model, not a curated record. Lineage: Eukaryota; Viridiplantae; Streptophyta; Magnoliopsida; Fabales; Fabaceae.